AUGAUAGUUGGCGGGCAAUGGCUGGCCUCCUUGACGGUCUACGGGUCGACCUUUCGGUCUGAUGCAGAUGCAUGGCGAGUCCCACUAAUCUGUCAGAUCAUUCCACCAGGUAUUGUCUUCUUAGCGGCAGGGACAAUUCUCCCCGAGUCGCCAACCUGGUUCCUCAUAAAGGACCGUCGUGACGAAGCCCGAAAGGCGUUUCAACGAUUUAACGGUCUGCAUUUCGACGGCGGACCCGCCCUUGAUCACACCUUGGCAGCCAUUGUGGUCGAGAAGGAGAAUGCAAGUGGAAAUCACUCUUGGAUCGAGUGCUUCCAGCAGCCCAAUCUACGAAGGACAACAAUCGUUGUCAUGACCUACCUGGCGCAGCAGCUGAUUGGAGUCAACUUCAUUGCUGGCUAUCUCGCCUACUACUAUGCGCUGGCGGGAGUGAAUCACCCUGUUGCCAUUGCUCAGCAAUCAUAUGCAAUCCAGGUCAUUGGCAAUAUGUGCUCAUGGGCCUUGAUUGAGCGUGUUGGCCGGCGCCGACUCAUGGUGGGCGGCUGCCUCAUGAUGACAACCAUGUUACCCGUCAUCGGUGGCAUCAGCAUCCUGAAUACUCCCACCGCACUCAAAGUCACCGUGGCACUCAUGACUGUUUGGGGCUUCCUGUACCAAGCGACUCUGGGCGCAUGUGCAUACGCUAUUGGAGGUGAAAUCCCAAGCCCUGCUCUGCGCCAGAAGACCUACGCCCUCAACAUGGUGACCACGACAAUAUCAUCCACGGUGGUGUACCAACUCAUGCCGAUCCUGAUUAACUCAGAGAAAGCUAAUCUGGGUGGGAAAAUUGUGUUUGUUUUCUUUGCUCCCUCUGUCCCCCUGUGCUUCUAUCUGUUUUUCUGCCUCCCAGAGACUAGGGGCCGCAGCUUUGCCGAGCUGGAGGAGAUGUUCCAAGCCCGUGUUCCAUCUCGCAAGUUCAAAUCAUAUCAGACCUCGCUCACGCCGGCUGCGGUAUUAGCAGGCAAACUCCAGGGCGAUAUCGGUACUGCGUGA
Molecule: messenger RNA, 1032 nt
Organism: Aspergillus fumigatus Af293
Lineage: Eukaryota; Fungi; Ascomycota; Eurotiomycetes; Eurotiales; Aspergillaceae
Product: putative MFS alpha-glucoside transporter
Biological process (GO): transmembrane transport; carbohydrate transport
Cellular component (GO): membrane
Molecular function (GO): carbohydrate:proton symporter activity
Source: RefSeq, a predicted model, not a curated record